CUCAUCCUUUCUUUCCACCUUACUUGAGCUCUCAAGUUGUUUGAGAAAUGGCCUCUUCGGUUUCUAAAUUGCUCUUCCAAGCCCUCCUGUUGGUUUCCAUCUUCUGUCUCUCCAAUGCUGGGAGAAGACUCACUGACUUGGUUGAAGAGCAGCAAACUAUGCUCUUUCAAUACCACAAUGUCCCUCUUCUCUCUGGCAAAAUCUCUGUUAAUCUCAUCUGGUAUGGCAAUUUCAAGCCUACUCAACAAGCUAUUAUCUCCGAUUUCGUCUCUUCGCUUUCUGGGUUAGAUUCAUUGAAGUCCCAAUCCCAACCCUCUGUUUUAUCCUGGUGGAGAACCACAGACAAGUACUACCAUCUCAGCUCCAAAUACAAGAAGCCCACCUCUACCCUUUCUCUCGAGAUUGGUAAUCAGAUCCUCGACGAGAACUACUCAAUGGGCAAAUCGCUUACCCGCACCCAAAUUGAGCAACUUGCAGCAAGAGGUGAUCAUAGAAAUGCCAUUAAUGUAGUUCUGACCGCCGCCGAUGUCAAUGUCGAGGGCUUCUGCAGGGACACAUGUGGAAGCCAUGGUUCCCAUGGCAAGAAAUCAAAGUUUGCUUACAUCUGGGUUGGCAAUUCAGAGACUCAGUGCCCGGGCCAAUGUGCUUGGCCUUUCUACCAGCCCAUCUAUGGACCUCAGAACCCACCAUUGAUUGCCCCAAACAACGAUGUGGGCAUGGAUGGAAUGGUUAUCAAUCUGGCUAGUCUCUUGGCUGCAACUGCUACCAAUCCAUUUGGGAAUGGUUUUUAUCAAGGCCCGGCAAUGGCACCAUUGGAGGCAGCUUCUGCUUGCCCUGGUAUUUAUGGAAAGGGAGCUUACCCUGGCUAUGCAGGGGAUCUGCUGGUGGAUUCAACUACUGGUGCUAGCUACAAUGCCAAUGGUGCAAAUGGGAGAAAGUACCUUCUUCCUGCUCUGUUUGAUCCUUCCACAUCUUUGUGCUCUACAUUGAUCUAAGAUUAAGGAAGGAUAUCAGCGAUGUAUAUAGUUGUUGUUAUAGAUGUAGAAGAUAUGAUGGAUACGAA
Molecule: messenger RNA, 1063 nt
Organism: Telopea speciosissima
Lineage: Eukaryota; Viridiplantae; Streptophyta; Magnoliopsida; Proteales; Proteaceae
Product: protein PHOSPHATE-INDUCED 1-like
Exons: 1
Coding region: 48-995 (315 amino acids)
Source: RefSeq, a predicted model, not a curated record